Microplitis mediator is the source of this 1466-nucleotide messenger RNA. RefSeq lists its product as uncharacterized. Lineage: Eukaryota; Metazoa; Arthropoda; Insecta; Hymenoptera; Braconidae. The record is from RefSeq and is a predicted model, not a curated record. Gene Ontology annotation, biological process: spermatogenesis. The coding region runs from base 389 to 862 and encodes 157 amino acids. The transcript is spliced from 3 exons.
GGGUAAAAAACGAAAAUAUCCGAAACGCAAAUUCUCGCUAACCCAACGAUACACUGCAAUGUUUACACUGGUGAGAACAGGAAAAUUGUUAGUUAGUCUGUUUGUUAAGAGUUAACUUCGAAGCUUGUAAACAUUGAAAAAAGUUAAUCAUUAACUAUUGUCCAUCUGGUGUGAUUGACGGAAAUCAUUGGGCUUACAUCGAAAUAUUUUCAAUGGGAGGAAGGAAAAGAAGUUGAGCAAUAUUUUCAUAGAUAAUUCGUAAAUAAGUUGAAGUUUUAGCAUGUAAGAAUAAUUGGUAAAAUUCAGAUUUUUUGUUAGUCACUGAGUUAUCAUACAAGAGAUAAAAAAAUUUUGUGAAAGAAAAAGAGAUUCAAAAGAUAAAUUUAACAUGUCUCCUGAACCAACACCACAACCAAUGAAUCAAGAUUUUGUAACUGAGAAUUUAUCGAUUGAUACAGUAACAGGAAACCAUGAAUCAGAUAGUGAUGAUGAAGAAAUCGAAACAGCAGGUUAUUUACCACUUUCUCAAGUGCCAACAGAUAGCGAUAUGAUUAUUGAUCAUUAUGAUAAUGAAAAUGAGGACAAUGAUUCGAUUCCGUCAAUAAUUGAUUCUGCUAAUAUUUUAUUAUCUAUGUCCGAACCAAUAUCUCAACCUUCUUCAGAAACUCUUCACCUUUGGAAUUCAGAAUCGAAUAAUAAAUCCAAUAUUCAUCUCGAUGCUGUAAAAAUUAAUGAAGUGAAAUCAGUGAUGGCAAAUUUUACUUUACCCGAAACAGCGAUUCCAGAAUGGGCAAACACAGUGUCAGAAGAAGUAUGGAAGAAUCAACUCGUAAAUAGGAUAAAAGAAAUACAAAAAAAAUGAUUUUAAUUUGCACAUAGAUAUUUUAUUGAUAUUGUUAAAGUAGACAUGAAAAAUCGAAUUUUUUUUUUUUUCGUGAAAAUUAGUCGAAUAGCAUCUGCAGUAAAUUCCUUGGUUGAAGAAUUCGAUUCAGUUAAAUAGUAUUCAAUCAGAAAUUCCCGAUUAAGUUUUAAUGAAAUGAAUAGAAAAUUUCUGAUUGGGUCCUAUUAAAAUGAAUCUGUAAUUUCAAUUAACUCCGAUAGGAGUGAGUCGAAAGUUUUGAAUAAUUUGAUUCAGCUGGAAUUUUUGUUUCGUUUAAUCAAUCAAAUAAAAAUAAAUAUGAUUAGAAUUGAUAUUUUAAUUCCCAUGGCCGUAUACCAUUUGCAUAAAUUAGUUUUAACUAUUAAUUAAUCAAACUAUUUGAAACUCAACAAAACCCUGAUUAAAAAAAUGUAUUUGACAGGAUUAAAAAGGAUUAAAAAUUUAAUACUUUCAAAUCCUGCUAAAUACUGUAAAUCCUGCAUCAAAAUUCACGAUUAAUCAUAUUAAAUACUUUUUAAUACUAAAAUAAUCGAAAGGAGUAGAAGGAUUUGAAAGAAUUUAACUAGCAUUUAAAAUUUCUAAUUCU